Molecule: messenger RNA, 3345 nt
Organism: Myxocyprinus asiaticus (Chinese sucker)
Lineage: Eukaryota; Metazoa; Chordata; Actinopteri; Cypriniformes; Catostomidae
Gene: pou2af2a
Product: POU class 2 homeobox associating-factor 2
Exons: 5
Coding region: 140-985 (281 amino acids)
Molecular function (GO): DNA binding; POU domain binding
Source: RefSeq, a predicted model, not a curated record
GUUCACUAAAGCGGAGUUGGAUUUCGUGUCUAUGGUAUAAUGAUCAAAUUCAACUGGAGUUUGGGAGCAGAUACGGUUGUUUCACGGAUAGAUUGUUGACUGUACCUUCCCUGUUGCUUACAUCUGAGGUAUCCGCAUCAUGGAAUCUGAAUGUUCGAAAAGAGUCUACCAGGGAGUCCGGGUAAAGCACACAGUGAAAGAUCUGCUGGCAGAAAAGAGGUCACAGCAAACGAACGGGCCACGCUACACUGGUGUAUCUACUCCUCAGAGUCCAUUUGUACAAAUGACAGGUUCUCACAUGCUUCCGAGUUACUAUGGUAUGAGAAGACCUUUCCUUUCGGACACUGAGUUUUGUCCCUCAAACAAACCAUUUCCUGGUGAUGUGUACCCCUCAGCACUGUCAGGGAAGUCUCUCUCAACUGACACUGGAUGCAUGUCUGGCUAUUCCUCUCUCAUAGACAGCUACUACCCUGAGUCUUUUGGAGACUACCGUAGCACACCUUUUUCCAGUGGAGGAAGCACAAUAUUCUCACCCUCUGCGUUGACGUCAUUGCUUCCACCUUACUCCAGUGACCCUUCACAUUAUUUGCUGAGGGAUUCUUGGGAGCACACGGGCACAGAGGUGGUGGAGAAUUUGUGUGGAGAUGGUUUGGCUCCCAUGCCCCUGUCUGCACCCAGUUCUCUGGCCAACCCUGAGAAUGCCAGCCCGACCCAGUACCGCUCAUCUUCGCGAGGUUCUAGUAUGACUUCUUCACAGUCAUACUCUCUCCAUUCACUGGAUGAAGUCAAUUAUCAGACCCCAUUCCAGUCCACUUCCGGCAGCUUUACAUCCCCUUCAUUUGUGACUGAGUCUGCUAGCAAAAUGACAGUGCUGCCCUCAGAGGACACUGAGAGUGCCCCCCCAGCCUUGAGCGACAGCCUGGCAUGGGGGAGGGAGGACACUGCUAGCACUUGGUCACAGUAUGAGGUCAGGAGGGCAUUCUGAGAUUGAACUAUGAGGGAACAGAGGCUUACCGGCCUAGCAGAGCAACACCUCUUCAGUUUGCAAAUAAGACAAUUAACACUAAAAUCUAUUGUCAGGUUUACUUAGCAAUGGUAAGGCUGGGGAACAAAUAUCACUACACUGUAUGCUCUAUUUGAUGUUUUCAGUUUGUAUCAUUUAUUAUAAUUAUGUCUUCUUUUUUUUUUUUCUUCCACAAGUUCUAUUGUCUCAACAGGAAAUGGGAGAUAAUCAGUAUAAGGCGUUUGUAUAUUGGAUUUUUUUGUUUUUUUUAUUUGUAUGACACAUAAGUGACUGUGAGUCUAUUUACAGUAAAUGUAUAUUGUUUGACUAUGAUCAAAGAAAAGAAAUCACUGCACUCUACCAGUUAAGGGUGAGUAGAUCCACAGAAAAUAUUUAAAAGUCUUAAAAGCAAGAUGAUCCGCACUCCUUUUUCUCAAUUUGUAUAUGUUAUUCAUAUCUCACAGUACAGGAGAACACAGAUGUUCCGGCCUUAGAAAAUGUAUAUUGUUUGCAAAAAUUAAGUGUUACAAUAUUUAUAGUUGAUGUGUAAUGUCUGUGCUAGUCCUAUUUGUCUUGUUUUAUUUUUAAUAUUUCAAUUUAAAAGACUUAUGUUAAACCUGUCUGAAAGGUCAAUAAAACUAUAAUUCCAAAAAAUGACUUUUGUAACUUUACAACACAAAGGAAUUCACAGGCCAGAUGCAUUUGUUUUAUAUGUGCAGGUGCAAAUUCCCAUAUUUGUCUGCAACAAAUUAAACUAAUUUAGAAAUGUACAACGGUGUAAAUUUCUGGCAAAUGUAAAGAGUGCUGCUGUUAAAACCAACACCAUUAUAGUUCUCUUAGAAAGAAAACUUUGCAAAAAGGUUCCAUUUAUUAAAGAAAUGUUCUGGGUUUAAUACAAGUGAAGCUCAAUCAACAGCAUUUGUAGCAUAAUAGCCUGUUGACUACCACAAAAAUUAUUUUCGACUCGUCCCUCCUUUUCUUUAAAAAAGCAAAAAUCUGGAUUAUAGUUAGGCACUUACAACGUAAGUGAAUGGGGGCCGAUUUAAAUAAAUAAAAUCGCUUACUAACCUUUUCAGUGUAAAAUUAUAGCCAAUUUUACAUCUUCGUUGGCAAGAGGAAUAUCACUCAUUUUAUUAAUGUUAAUGUAAGGGCUUUUAUAAAAUUAUAAGCUUCACAUUUCUGCUUUUAAACCCUCCAAAAAUGGACCCCAUUCACUUCCAUUGUAAGUGCCUCCCUGUAACAUUCAUUUUUGCUUUUCUUUAAAAAAGCCUAAAUAAAUUUUUGUAGUAAUCAACAUUAUGCCACAAAUGCCAUUGAUUGAGCUUAACUUGUAUUGAACUCGGAAUAUUCCUUUAACAUUAGUUAAUGCAUUAGGUAUCAUGAACUGACAAUGGAUAACAUUUAUUUUUUACAGCAUUUAUUCAUCUUGUUAACAGUUUAUUCAUCUUGUUAAUAUUAAUUAAUAAAAAUACAGUUGCUCAUUGUUAGUUUAGAUUAGUUUGGAGUGCAUUAACUAAUGUUAACUAAUACAACGUUUGGUUUUAAAAAUGUAUUAGUAGGGUACAACGGGGGUAAAGGCUCCCUGGGGCAAAAGGUUCCUUUGAUUUUAUUUUUUGUAAAUUUAUGUAGCUAAUGAAUAACCUGGAAAUUAUCACAUUUAUUUUGAGACAAAAAUAGUGAUUUAUCAUUUUUAAUUUUGUUAAACGUGAUUAUAUCAGUACAUUUUCAAUAACUGUCCAGGAAGUGAAAGGAUAGCAUUUGGGGGGAAAAGCCACCCUGUUGCAGGGGCUAAAGGCCCCUAUUAAACAAGUAUAAACAAGUGGGCUCACAUUGACUGAUCCAAUCACAAUGGAGAUUAAUUAGUUUCUGGAAUACUUGAGAUGUGGUGAAAUGUCAAAUGUGAUUGAAAUUAACAAGAAAUUAUGCACCCUUUUCUAAAGUGGUUAUUUUGAAUAAGCAUUAUCUAAAUUUGUUACUCAAAAAAGCAUCUUCCUGUCUCAAACGUAUUUGCUUAAGCUGAAAAAUUGUGCCCUAUAACUAUUGCCCCGGAAUCUACACGAAAUAACUAUAAACUCACUAGGGGCCCAGGUGUGGGGUAAAAGGCCCCUUCACCACCUUUUUUAUAUUUUCUAUUUUUUUAUUUGAUUUUAAUUUUUAUAGAAUUUUAUUCAAAACAAUUCCUCUGUUGUUAUUUCUUUCACACAAAUUGUGUUGCUCCGUCAAUAUUCAAUAAAAAAUAAAUGUAUUUUUUGAAUCUUAAAGCAUUUUGUGAGCAGAAAAAUGCUAAUUUUCCUUAAGGUGUGCCUUUAGCCCCAUUGUACCCAAUAUGUUAAAAUUAGCAU